Cucumis melo (muskmelon) is the source of this 411-nucleotide messenger RNA. RefSeq lists its product as uncharacterized. Lineage: Eukaryota; Viridiplantae; Streptophyta; Magnoliopsida; Cucurbitales; Cucurbitaceae. The transcript has a single exon. The coding region runs from base 1 to 411 and encodes 136 amino acids. The record is from RefSeq and is a predicted model, not a curated record.
AUGGCCUCCGUCUGCAUAUCCGAAUGCGUCGACAACGCCUGCAUCGUUUCUGCUGCGCAGCCCACGUACGUCAACCUGCAGCGGUGGUCGGAGGAGGAGAAGUGGUCUACAGAGCGCCGCCGUCCAAGGCCGAGAGCGGCGGAGGGAAUCUCUCGCCGGCAAAUGUACUUGCGGAGUUACACCUUCUCUAGAGAGGACACCGUUGUCCCUGAGACUACAACUCAGAAUUGCUUUGGGAAGAUCAGGCGGCGGCGCCAUAGGCCAGCGAGGAUUCGCGGCAGCCGUAGGAGGAGCCGAUGUUUCGCCAUGGUGAAAGCCGCCGCCACUCAGGCUUCUUCCGGCGCCUUGCUCUUAAUGUUCCGACGGUUGCUUUGUUGCGUGGCGAAAGUUGACGGUCGCUCACGAGCGUAA